Messenger RNA from Agelaius phoeniceus (red-winged blackbird), 2046 nucleotides. The record is from RefSeq and is a predicted model, not a curated record. Lineage: Eukaryota; Metazoa; Chordata; Aves; Passeriformes; Icteridae.
AUGGCGGCCGAGCGGGCUCCGCCGGUCAGGGCCCAACCUCCGCCCCCCGGCCCCGUUCCCGGCCCCGCUCCGGGCCCCGUUCCGGGCCCCGAACCCGCGGCACGAACCGGCCUCAGCCUGCCGGGCAUCCUGCACUUCAUCCAGCACGAGUGGGCGCGGUUCGAGGCGGAGAAAGGGCGCUGGGAAGCGGAGAGGGCCGAGCUGCAGGCACAGGUGGCGUUCCUGCAGGGCGAGCGCCAGGGCCAGGAGAGCCUCAAGCUGGACCUGGUGAGGAGGAUCCGGAUGCUGGAAUUCGCCCUCAAGCAGGAGAGGUCCAAGUUCCAGAAACUGAAAUUUGGGACGGAGGCGGCGCCGGGGGAGAAGCGGCCGGAGGAGCCGGUGUCCAACGGCCCCGUGGAGCUGGAGGGAGCCUGGAAGGACGGGAGGCAGCUCCUGCGCCAGUACCUGGACGAGGUUGGCUACAGCGACACCGUCCUGGACAUGAGGGCCCGGAGGCUUCGGGCGCUGCUGGGCCGGAGCCCCCCCCCCAUUCCAGAACUUUCCACGGGAAUUUCCUCCGGAAUUUCGGGAAUUUCGGGAAUUUCGGGAAUUCCUGGAGCCCCCCCCCAGCCCCGGGACCCCCCCCUCCCCUCCCCCGGGCUCGGAGUCGCUGCUGCUGCGAAGGAUCCAGGAGCAGAUCCAGAGAGCGUCCCCAAGGUCCCCGAGGAGGAGGAGGAGGACGAUGAAGAUGAGGAAGAUUCCGAGGACGCCCUGGGCGAGUUCGACUUCCUGGGGACACCUGGGGACACCUUGGGGACACCUGGGGACAUCAGAGAGAGCCACCGGUGCCACCUGCGGGACGGGGACCUGGGGCCACCGCGGCCACCGCGGCCACCGGAAGGUGUCCCCAAGGCCGAGGCGCUGGCCCUGGACGGCCUCGGGGACCUGGCGGAGCUGACGGUGACCAACGACAACGACGGCGGUGACGCACCGUCGCUGUCCCCGCGGCGCAGCUGGAGCCCGCGGCUGACGCUGCGCAGCCACUACGACGCCGUGCGGGCGCUGGCCUUUGUCCCCGGUCACCCGGCGCUGGUGACGGCCUCCGAGGACGCCACCCUCAAGCUCUGGAACCUGCAGAAGCCGCUGGGCCCCAAGAAGAGCGCGGCGCUGGACGUGGAGCCCGUGUACGCCUUCCGCGGGCACAGGGGCCCCGUGCUGGCGGUGGCGGUGGCGGCAGGUGACACGGGUGACACAGGUGACACGGGUGACAUCGGUGCCACCGGGCUGUGCUGCAGCGCCGGGGUGGACGCUCGGAUUCGCUGCUGGCGCCUCCCGGGGCUGGACAGCGACCCCUACGAUGGCUACGAUCACGGCGUCCCCACCUCGGUGGCCUUUGUCCCCUCCCAGCCCGCCCACCUGCUGGCCGGCUUCCGCUCCGGUGCCACCGUGCUCUACGACCUCGAGGCCACCAAGGCCACCCUGGUGUCCCCAAACGGCGGUGGCCGUGCCCAGGUGAACCAGGUGCUCGCCCACCCCUCGCAGCCGCUGGGGAUCACGGCCAGCGACGACCGCAGCAUCCGGUACCUGGACACCCGCACAGGUGAGGUCGUGCACUCCAUGGUCGCUCACCUGGACGCCGUCACCUGCCUGGCCCUGGACCCCAGCGGAGCCUUCCUGCUGUCCGGCAGUCACGACUGCUCUCUCCGGCUCUGGCACUUGUCUGACCACACCUGUGUGCAGGAGCUGUCCCUCACCUGUCACGACUGCUCCCUCCGCCUGUGGCACCUGUCUGACCACACCUGUGUGCAGGAGCUGUCCCUCACCUGUGUCCCCUGUGUCACCUGUCACGACUGCUCCCUGCGGCUCUGGCACCUGUCUGACCACACCUGUGUCACCUGUCACGACUGCUCUCUCCGGCUCUGGCACCUGUCUGACCACACCUGUGUGCAGGAGCUCCCCGCCCAUCGCCGCAAGCACCACGAGGCCGUGCUGGCCGUGGCCUUUCACCCCCGCCGCGCCCUCAGCGCCAGCGCCGGCGCCGACGCCCUGGCCAAGGUGUUCGUGUGA